AUGGAAUCUGCAAUCAGGCCAAAGAAUAAUGAAAUCUCUAAGAUCCCUCAAGAAGCACAAGACGAGUCCAGGAGGCUCAAUCAUCUGUUAACAAGGCAGAGCAGAAAAGGCCCAAGUCGGAUAACCCUCAGCAGCAGGAUAAUCCAGAACAGCUCGACAGAGCCAAACCCCAGUCCAACCAGAAAAGAAGCCGCCCAACCCCAGGAGCGACCACCACUAUUCAUCAGGCGACAGUCUGGAUAUAGGACUCCAAAGCCAGCCCUCCACUGCAGUUAA
Messenger RNA from Plasmodium inui San Antonio 1, 276 nucleotides. RefSeq lists its product as hypothetical. The record is from RefSeq and is a predicted model, not a curated record. The transcript has a single exon. The coding region runs from base 1 to 276 and encodes 91 amino acids. Lineage: Eukaryota; Apicomplexa; Aconoidasida; Haemosporida; Plasmodiidae.